Acanthosepion pharaonis is the source of this 1155-nucleotide messenger RNA. NCBI's taxonomy places the organism in Eukaryota, Metazoa, Mollusca, Cephalopoda, Sepiida, Sepiidae. The record is from the annotation of a GenBank genome assembly.
AUGGACUUCCCACAGAGCUCUGUCUAUGGCCUCCCAGGUCGUGUGGAGUGGCGCGAUCACUGUGUACUAAGUGAACUCUUUCUUUAUAUUUGUGCUUCCCUUUUACAUUUGCUCCCAUUUUCAAAUGUUCUUUUUUUCCCUUUCAUUUCUGUCCUUUCAUUUUUCCUUUCUCUCCCUUCUUUUUCCUUCCUGCACCCCUUUACCUUUCCUUUACUGCCUUCUUUCACUUUCCUUUACACUCUCUUUCCCUUUCCCUUCUGUCUUCAUUUCCUUUCUUUUCUUUUCUGUUUUCCUUUUUCUAUCCUCCCUGACCUUCUUUUACUUUCCUUUCUGUCCCCCACCUUUCCUUACCGUUUUGUCCUCUUUCUAUUUCCGUUCUGGUUCCUUUCCUUUCCUUUCCUUCCUUCUUUCCCUUUCCUUUUUGUACUCCUUUCCCUUUUCACUCUGUCCUCCUUUCCUUUUCCUCUCUGUCCACCUUUCCUUUUCCUCUCUGUCUUCCUUUCCCUUUCCUCUGUCCUCCUUUCCUUUCCUUUUCCUCUCUGUACUACUUUCCCUUUCCUCUCUGUCCACCUUUCCUUUUCCUUUUUGACCUCCUUUCCCUUUCAUUUCUGUCCUCCUUUCCCUUUCCUUUCUGUCCUCCUUUACUCUUCCUCUCAGCGCUCCUUUCCCUUUCCUCUGUCCUCCUUUCCUUUCCUUUUCCUCUCUGUACUCCUUUCCCUUUACUUUCUGUCCUCAUUUGCUUUUCCUCUCUGUACUCCUUUCCUUUUCCUCUCUGUACUCCUUUCCUUUUCCUCUCUGUACUCCUUUCCUUUUCCUCUCUGUACUCCUUUCCUUUCCUCUCUGUCCUCCUUUCCUUUUCCUCUCUGUACUCCUUUGCUUUUCCUCUCUGUCCCCCUUUGCUUUUCCUCUCUGUGCGCAUUUUCCUUUCUUCAGUGCUCCUUUCCCUUUCCUUUCUGUACUCCUUUCCCUUUCCUUUCUUUUCUUUUCCUUUCCUUUCCUUUCCAUUCCUUUCUUUUUAUUUCCUCUCUGUCCUUCUUUCUCUUUCCUUUUUCUCCUCCUUCCCCUUACGAAUUUGUUCUUCUUUCCCAUUUUUUUUUCAGUUUGCCCUUUUCUUAUUUCUUAUUUAUUUAUUUCUCUCGACCACGACACAUUUAG